AUUCAAGUCACUAUUGAACGAAGAUGUUAUCAUUUUAACAAUAAUUAAUUCAUAUUUCUCUUUAAAAAAAAAAAAAAAAGAAAAGAAACCUAACUUCAUGUUUCUCCGCACGUCUAUAUUUCUCUCUUCAUGUAUAUAAGCCUCUCUAAUCUCUCUCACACUUCUAAUAAGCUCCUCGCUUUGAUCUCUUUCUCUCUAUCUCUUCACUUUCUUUAAUUGUUUAUACUGAAAGAAGAAGAAGAAGAAGAAGAAGAAGAAGAAGAAGGAGAAAAUGGUGAAGUUCUCGAAGGAGCUUGAAGCUCAACUCAUCCCAGAAUGGAAAGAAGCUUUUGUUAACUACUGGCAACUCAAGAAACAGAUAAAGAAGAUCAAACUAUCAAGGAAACCAAAACAACCCCAACAACCUAACCAUGACUUUGGUCUCUCCAUUUUCCAAAUCAUUCGAUUCUUCGCUUACAAAUUCUCCAACAAUUUCUUCCGCUCCGAUACCAAAACUGAGAUCAUCCAGGUAAACUAUAUGUAUACACUUCAGGAUGGUAAUGAUGAUAAUGAAGAAAUCUACCAAACUGAGCUUCUUCAGUUGUUCUUCGAGGAAGAUGAGAUGAGGGUGUUUUUUGAGAGACUAGAUGAAGAACUGAACAAAGUGAACAAGUUUUACAAGGCUACAGAAAGUGAGUUGGUUGAGAAAGGAGAGCUUCUUAACAGGCAGCUACAGAUUUUGUUGGAUAUCAAGCAAGUCCUCAACAACAGCUGCCGGAAGCCCAAUGCUGCCGGAAUUUUUAAUCCUCCUUCUUGGUCAUCUUGCCCCUGCAAUGCUGAGACCACCAAUGAAUCAAAUGACAAGCCUGGAGAAUCCUCAGAAACCGAUGAAAUAAUCGCAGCACUAGAGAAAAAUGGUGUUAAUUUUAUCAAUUCAGCGACAAUGUCGAAAACGAAGAUUGGGAAGCCUAAAAUGGCCCUGAGAAUAGACAUUCCUGCUACCACACCAACAAGAACAAUCUCAGCCAUUGCGUCAAUGCUCUGGGAAGAUUUGGUUAAUAAUUCCAAAAAGGAACCAGGUCGUCCAGGAGAUUUCAUUAACAGGAAGAAGAUCCAGUGUGCUGAGAAGAUGAUUAGAGGAGCAUUUGUGGAGCUCUAUAGAGGGCUUGGCCUUCUUAAAACUUACAGCUCACUCAACAUGGUGGCUUUUACCAAAAUACUCAAGAAAUUUGAUAAGGUAUCAAACCAGCAUGCAUCAGCAAGUUAUCUAAAAGCAGUGAAGAGAUCCUACUUCAUUAGCUCUGAUAAGGUUGUUAGACUAAUGGAUGAAGUGGAGGCCAUAUUCACAAAGCACUUCGCCGACAAUGACAGGAAAAAGGCAAUGAAGUUCCUCAGACCCCAGCAGCGGAAGGAGUCUCACAUGGUCACCUUUUUUGUUGGCUUGUUUACUGGUUGUUUCGUGUCCCUCUUUAGUAUUUAUGCAACCUUGGCACAUAUGUCUGGCAUUUUUAGCCCCAAUGCUGGAAGAUCAUAUGUGGAGACUGUCUACCCUGUUUUCAGUGUGUUUGCAUUGUUAAGCUUGCAUUUGUUCAUGUAUGGCUGCAACCUAUUCAUGUGGAAGAGUACAAGGAUCAACUACAAUUUCAUUUUUGAAUUUCAACCCAGCACAGCCCUCAAGUACAGAGAUGCCUUUCUCAUUUCUACCACCUUCAUGACCUCUGUUGUGGCUGCAAUGAUAAUCCAUCUUCUCUUAAGAGCAAAUGGCUUUCCGCAAAGCCAUGUUGAUGCCAUCCCUGGAAUUCUCCUCCUUAUUUUCACGGCCUUGCUCAUCUGCCCAUUUGAUCUCUUCUAUCGCCCAACACGUUACUGCUUCAUUCGUGUUAUUCGCAACAUAAUCUGCUCUCCAUUUUAUAAGGUUUUGAUGGUGGACUUUUUCAUGGCAGACCAACUUACCAGCCAGAUUCCAAUGAUGAGGCACUUGGAAUCCACGGCAUGCUACUUUCUAGCUGGGGGUCUCCGAACGCAUAGAUACGAGACCUGCAACAAUGGAAGGCUAUAUAGGGAUCUAGUUUAUGUCAUUUCAUUUCUGCCAUACUAUUGGCGGGCAAUGCAGUGUGCAAGACGAUGGUUUGAUGAAUGUGACUUGAAACAUUUAGCAAACAUGGGGAAGUAUGUUUCUGCCAUGGUGGCAGCUGGUGCCAGGCUAACUUAUGCUAGGCAGAAGAAUCACCUAUGGUUUGGUAUAGUGUUGGUCACUUCUUCUGUUGCUACAGUUUAUCAGUUGUACUGGGAUUUUGUCGAGGAUUGGGGCCUUCUCAACCCAAAAUCCAAGAACCUAUGGCUAAGAGAUGACUUGAUUCUAAAGAACAAGAGCAUCUACUACAUUUCCAUUGCAUUGAACAUAGUUCUGAGAGUUGUUUGGGUGGAGACUGUGAUGCGAUUCCGUUUCAAUAUUGUUGAGUCACGGAUGUUGGACUUUUUCUUUGCUUCUUUAGAGGUUAUGCGGCGAGGCCAUUGGAAUUUCUACAGGUUGGAGAACGAGCAUCUGAACAAUGUUGGCAAGUUCAGGGCAGUGAAGGCAGUUCCCUUACCAUUCCGCGAGACAGAUUCAGAUGACUGAAGGCUGAAAUGAUAUUCUAGAAAAUUUUAUGCAAGUGCCUGAUCAUUUCAUCUUGAGUAAAGUCUCUAGCAUGCUGACAUUAAGGCCCAUUCAAUACUUUGCUGCUGCAGUUAGACUGUGAUCCACAUGUAAAAUGGAAAAAAAAAAGUGUGAAUAUCCUUGUCAUUCUUCAUAGAUUCAAUUAAGUCUGUGAAUUGUAUAGCUCUUAUUGAAGAAAGAAAGCAUCAAAUAACAUGUUAAGUUUUGUACAUUUGGAAA
Hevea brasiliensis (rubber tree) is the source of this 2857-nucleotide messenger RNA. Its product is annotated as phosphate transporter PHO1. The coding region runs from base 272 to 2599 and encodes 775 amino acids. Gene Ontology annotation, biological process: phosphate ion transport; cellular response to phosphate starvation. The transcript has 15 exons. Gene Ontology annotation, cellular component: Golgi apparatus; cytoplasm; trans-Golgi network. The record is from RefSeq and is a predicted model, not a curated record. Gene Ontology annotation, molecular function: inositol hexakisphosphate binding. Lineage: Eukaryota; Viridiplantae; Streptophyta; Magnoliopsida; Malpighiales; Euphorbiaceae.